This is a messenger RNA of Gavia stellata (red-throated loon), 1584 nucleotides long. It is a transcript of the gene GJA1, whose product is annotated as gap junction protein alpha 1. The record is from RefSeq and is a predicted model, not a curated record. Gene Ontology annotation, molecular function: transmembrane transporter activity. Lineage: Eukaryota; Metazoa; Chordata; Aves; Gaviiformes; Gaviidae. Gene Ontology annotation, biological process: heart development; cell-cell signaling. The coding region runs from base 226 to 1371 and encodes 381 amino acids. The transcript is spliced from 2 exons. Gene Ontology annotation, cellular component: connexin complex.
AGCUCUCCCAGUGUUCCAAGUUAGAAAAAACUUUUACGAGGUAUCAGCACUUUUCUUUCAUUAGUGGGGAAGGAAGGAUGAAAAAUAGAGAACAGCAGUAGACUUUUAAAGUUUAAAUAGACAGGUCUGAGUGCCUGAACGUGCUCUUCCAUUUUACUUUAACCCUCCAAAGAAGUAUUCUGGUCCAGUUUCACUGCUGAUCAGCAAGGCCAGCAUCCUGUGAAGAUGGGUGAUUGGAGUGCCUUGGGAAAACUUCUUGACAAGGUUCAAGCCUAUUCUACUGCAGGAGGGAAAGUGUGGCUGUCUGUCCUCUUUAUUUUCCGAAUCUUGCUGUUGGGGACAGCAGUUGAAUCCGCUUGGGGAGAUGAACAGUCUGCUUUCCGGUGCAACACUCAGCAGCCUGGUUGUGAGAACGUCUGCUAUGACAAGUCCUUCCCCAUCUCCCAUGUACGCUUCUGGGUUCUGCAGAUCAUAUUUGUGUCUGUACCUACUCUUUUGUACCUGGCGCACGUGUUCUAUGUGAUGAGGAAAGAAGAGAAGCUGAACAAAAGAGAAGAAGAGCUCAAGGUGGUCCAAAAUGAUGGCGUGAAUGUGGAUAUGCACCUCAAGCAAAUAGAAAUUAAGAAAUUCAAGUAUGGGAUCGAAGAGCAUGGCAAAGUGAAGAUGCGUGGGGGACUGCUCCGUACUUACAUCAUCAGCAUCCUGUUUAAAUCUGUCUUCGAGGUGGCUUUCUUGCUGAUACAGUGGUACAUUUAUGGGUUUAGCCUGAAUGCCAUCUACACCUGUGAGCGAGAUCCAUGCCCACACAGAGUGGACUGUUUCCUCUCCCGUCCAACUGAGAAAACCAUCUUCAUCCUCUUCAUGCUGGUCGUGUCCUUGGUGUCUCUUGCCUUGAACAUCAUUGAGCUUUUCUACGUGUUCUUCAAGGGUGUCAAGGAUCGUGUGAAAGGGAAAACCGACCCCUACUCCCACAGCGGUGCCAUGAGCCCUUCCAAGGACUGUGGCUCCCCCAAAUACGCUUAUUACAAUGGCUGCUCCUCACCGACCGCCCCCUUGUCUCCCAUGUCUCCCCCAGGGUACAAGCUAGUUACUGGAGACAGGAACAAUUCCUCCUGUCGUAACUACAAUAAGCAAGCCAGCGAGCAAAACUGGGCCAACUACAGCGCGGAGCAGAACAGAAUGGGGCAGGCUGGCAGCACCAUCUCCAACUCGCAUGCCCAGCCCUUCGACUUCUCCGAUGAGCACCAGAACACUAAAAAACUGGCGUCGGGACACGAGCUGCAACCCCUCACCAUCGUGGACCAGAGGCCUCCCAGCCGAGCCAGCAGCCGAGCCAGCAGCAGGCCUCGACCUGAUGACCUGGAGAUCUAAGCUUCUAGCUACAGUACUUGCUCAACUAUGAAACGACGUGCAUUGGAUGAUGCAGUCAGUGCUGAUCUUGUCCCAGUGGAGGUGGUACUUAACAGUCUCAAGCAGGAGAUUUUAACAAUCAUAAAAACAAACAAGCAAACAAACUUUUAAAAUACUUGCUGGUUUUUUGGGGGGAUGUGGGGUUGGUGUGGGGUGGUACAGUACACAUUGGUA